AUGCUUUCAGAUCCUCCGGCAAAGAAACUGAAGACGGCCGACGACGCUUUUGACGUCCCAAAAGUGCAUGCCGAAUACGUCGAGUGGGCGCUCACCCGUGGUAUCAAGAUACAUGGAGUCACGCCUGCAGUGCUUCCUGGUCGAGGCGUUGGUUUGCUGGCUAAGAAGAGUAUAACCAAGGAUUCUUUACUUUUCUUCGUCCCCGAAAAGGCCAUGAUUAAGCCCGAACUUGCGAUACUCCGCCAGCAUAGAUUGACCAAGUUGUCCUCGCAAGCUCAGUUAGCCGCGUAUCUUACCCUGGAAUGGCAGAGCCAGUCUUCCACCUAUGUUGCUUCCCGACCUGCUUGGCCAACUCCAGAAGACUUUGCUUCUUGCAUGCUCGCAUGGUCUCCCGAGACCGAAACAGAAGAUGUGCUACGUAAAUGGGCCCCACCAAGUGUACAGAAACCACUGGAACGCAUGCUAUCGGAUCUGAAACAAGAUGUCGACUCUGUAAGACACAUGCACGCUCCCGACGAUGAGGCAUUCAAACAAGCGUUUCUAUAUCACUGGAUGCUCGUCAACACACGCAGCUUUCAUUGGAAACCUCAGGGUGUUAGCCAGGGUGCAAUGAUCAUGAACCCAGCACUGGACUAUAUGAAUCACUGUCCGAACGGCCAGGGAUGCGAAGUGACUAUGUCAACAAAAGGCUAUGAAUUGAGAGCGAACCGCAACUAUGAGCCUGGAGAAGAAAUAUUGGCUACUUACGGCGCUCAUUCGAACGAUAAGCUCCUAGUACACUAUGGCUUUAUCCUCCCCCAAAGCAGUCUUGAUGACGAUGAGAUCCGUCUGGACCACGUAAUACUACCCCGCUUGACCAACACCCAGCAAAGUGCUCUGCAAGAUGUCGGCUUCCUCGGUGGCUAUGCACUUCUACCGAGCUCUGGCGGACUGUGCUUCAAAACGCAGGUUGCCGUGCGCUCUGUGCUCCUGACAGCCAACGAGUGGGAGCACUAUAUGGGAUCCGGAGAGGAUCUCGCAGAUGACAAAGACGAGGAGGUACUCGAUUGGCUAAAACCUGCACUUGAAUUGUAUGUCGAAGAAGCAAAAGCUGCUGUCGCUGCUCUGGAAGUGCAAUCAGAAGAGAAGACUGGUGAUCUGGCAAACAAGCUCAAGCUCUUACAAGCCAGGUGGGAGCAAAUUGAAGCGGCCCUUGAGAGUUUCCUGGAAUGA
This is a messenger RNA of Aureobasidium subglaciale EXF-2481, 1212 nucleotides long. RefSeq lists its product as uncharacterized. The record is from RefSeq and is a predicted model, not a curated record. Gene Ontology annotation, molecular function: protein binding; protein-lysine N-methyltransferase activity. NCBI's taxonomy places the organism in Eukaryota, Fungi, Ascomycota, Dothideomycetes, Dothideales, Saccotheciaceae. Gene Ontology annotation, biological process: peptidyl-lysine monomethylation. The coding region runs from base 1 to 1212 and encodes 403 amino acids. The transcript is spliced from 4 exons.